AUGGCUGUUCCAUCAAAACGGAGAGCUGAUGACGGUGGUUCGUCGUCUGUUCCUCCCUCUGUCGACUGUCGGCACAGGUCUCGACGUUUACAACCAUUAUCUCUUCUUCCCGACUACAUGGAUUGUGGUGACUGUACGUGUGUUUGUGCCUACUGCGGUGCAUUGUUCUGGUACAUUGAGAGAAUCGUUAAUACAUCUACAGCUGAUCCUCCUAGAUAUAAUCAUUGUUGUAGAGGUGGAGAUGUUGUACUUCCUUAUCCUUCCAUGUUUCCCACCGACUUUGUUGCUCUGUAUCAAAAUUCAGGUUUUUUAAGGGAUAUUAGGGCUUAUAACAACAUGUUUUCUAUGACUUCUUUUGGGGCAAACGUAGAUGAGGAUGUGAAUGAUAACCGUGUUCCUUAUGUUUUUAAGAUAUCUGGUCAGAUUAGCCACAAGAUUGGGUCCCUCUGUCUGGAUCCUAUAAAGGGUCCGAGGUUUCUGCAACUAUACCUCUUUGAUACUGGGAACGAAGUAGAGAACAGAUUGAGGCCUUUUGAUCAUCCUUCAAAGAGCGAUUUAGAUUUUAACAUUGUCAGCUAUCUGUCAUAUGCGGUGCGACUCUUUAACAAUGUUGCGGAUCGUAGGUAUGAUUUGCCUUCGUCUGGGUCUUUGGGUUGUAUAGUAACUGGUGAUGACACAAUCUCUACAACAUAUGACAUCAUUAUCCAUUCCCAAUCGGGUCGGCCUCAACGUAUCAGUAAGCUGCAUCCAAGCUAUAUGCCAUUACAAUACCCGCUUUUGUUUCCAUAUGGUGAAGAAGGUUGGUCACCCCGUUUGAAAAUUGGAAAUAGGAUUGGUGCAACAGCUUGA
This is a messenger RNA of Lactuca saligna, 849 nucleotides long. The record is from the annotation of a GenBank genome assembly. NCBI's taxonomy places the organism in Eukaryota, Viridiplantae, Streptophyta, Magnoliopsida, Asterales, Asteraceae.